Cloeon dipterum is the source of this 1879-nucleotide messenger RNA. It is a transcript of the gene Wnt2, whose product is annotated as Wnt oncogene analog 2. The record is from RefSeq and is a predicted model, not a curated record. Gene Ontology annotation, cellular component: extracellular region. The coding region runs from base 214 to 1482 and encodes 422 amino acids. The transcript is spliced from 5 exons. NCBI's taxonomy places the organism in Eukaryota, Metazoa, Arthropoda, Insecta, Ephemeroptera, Baetidae. Gene Ontology annotation, biological process: canonical Wnt signaling pathway; positive regulation of JNK cascade; cell fate commitment. Gene Ontology annotation, molecular function: cytokine activity; frizzled binding.
GAUUUUCUUUUCGCCGCAGCAUCCGCGCGCGGCACAAAAAAUAAGGCUCACAAGUGCGCGGCGCGCGGAGCAGAGCGGUCCAGCCCGAGAAGAAGAGGAAAAAGCGAGAGUGCGCCCGCCGCGCGAUCGGCAGUGAUGUGACAUGACACCCUUGCGCUUGUCGACGUCGUACUUGUGGUUGAUGCGACAAAGCGGACUGCCGCCUGUGACACUAUGUGGCUAGGGGCCCGCAAAGGUCCAGACAAAGCGAGAACCCUUCCGAGUCGCGGCCGCGUUUCCGACCUCAACUGGCACACCCGCCUCCUCUGUGUCCUGUGCGCCACCUUCCUGCUGCAAACCGUCGGCAAUCUCAGGGUGAUGUCUGGUGUGGUAGCUGCCAUGGCUGCAAAUGCGAUUUGCGACGGCACGCCCGGCCUGACGCCAAAGCAAAAGCAAAUGUGCAAAGCGACGCCGGACGCGUUCGCCGCGGUCAGCGAGGGCUCCAAACUGGGGCUGACGGAGUGCCAGUACCAGUUCCGCAACCACCGUUGGAACUGCUCCACAGCCAGAGGCAACACCACCUUCGGCCACGUCAUGAUCGUUGGAAGCAAAGAGGCAGCGUUCAGAUACGCAAUCGCAAGCGCCGGCAUCACUUACGCCGUGACGCAGGCGUGCAGCCAGGGCAACAUCUCCUUUUGCGGCUGCGCGACUACCUCAAAGGCCGACAUGGUGGCGGCCAACACGCCAAUCUCGGACGACGACCUGACGUCGUCGGCCGCUUGGAAGUGGGGUGGCUGCAGCCCCGACGUCAAGUUCGGAGUGCGUUUCUCGCGCAAGUUCGUCGACGCGCGCGAAAUCGAGCGCGACGAGAGAAGCCUCAUGAAUCUGCACAACAAUAAGGCUGGCCGAAAGGCAGUUAGAAUAAACCUUCAAACCGAGUGCAAGUGCCACGGCGUGUCGGGCAGCUGCACCCUGAAAACCUGCUGGGUGUUCCUUCCGCCGUUUCGCAAAAUCGGCGACCACUUGAAGAAGAAAUACCACAAGGCUCGAUACGUGCGGUCCACCACGCGCAACACCAACAAGCGUUCCGGGCCCAACAGCGUCUCCUCCGACCCCACCAUCCACAACAUGGACCUGGGCAGGUCGAAGGUGCCCUUUCUGGCCCUGCACAAGCCUGCCAGGGAUUCGUGGGCGCGGCAGCAGGGCGCCGUGAGGAGGUCGCCGCCGACGCUGCAACGGCCCAAGAGGGCCGAGUUGGUCUACCUGUACGAAUCGCCCAACUACUGCGAAAGAGAUUAUUCCAAGGACUCGCUCGGCACCUCCGGCCGCCUCUGCAACAGAACCUCCUCUGGUGCUGACAGUUGUUCGAAAUUGUGCUGCGACCGUGGCUACAACACGUACCAGUACAUCCGCACCGAGCGGUGUAGGUGCAAGUUCCACUGGUGUUGCUACGUCCAGUGCUCGGAGUGCACGGAGCGCGUCGAGGAGUACAGAUGCAAAUGAGGUUUUCCACCCCAUCAAAUCGAUCGACUGAAGUGAACUCUCUUCGUAUUGUGGGAGCGAGCAAACCCGUGUGAACUGACGAGAGAUUUGUUGUGUCUUUGCACGCCAAAAAUAAACUCUCACACACUUUAUUUAAUGAAAAUAAUAUUUAUACACUCAUGAACGUCAAAGGACGAGCCUUGUUUUGUAAAUUUUCGACUGCCAACGCUCUCCAGUGAAUGUUCUCGAGAAUUCCUGAAUGUGCAUUCCUGCUGGCUACGAUUUAAUAAAUUAACUCGCAAUUUUUCAUGCAUUUGUAAUCUCACAUUGAAUGUAUUCCAAUCGAUUUCUACUGCGUCUCUACUUACAAAAUGUGGCAAUAAUAAUUUCCCGUAAUUCAUAAACCUCGUCUCGCAAA